GGCCGAGUCGCAAUCGGAGCCCCGCGCCCACCGCCCGGGCUGGCGACGUGGCUCGGCCUCCCCGGCCUCCCCCCGUAGCCCGGCGGCCAAUGGGCGAGUGAGCCGGGCCGCCCGAAGCUCCCCUGCCCGCGGCCCGGGGCGCGCCCCUUCGCUCUGGCGCGGGGCGGGCCCGUCCCCUCCCCCGCCGCUCCGCCGCCGCGCUGGGAGCCCCGACUCCCCAGUCGCCGUCUCCGCCGCUCGCUCGGUGCCUCCCCGCGGGCCUCUCUCCUGUCCUGACGAUGGCGCGUGGCGGCCGCGACCGCCUCCUGGGGCUCGCCCUGGGGCUGCUGCUGGCGCUGGCGCUGGGGCCCGGGGCGCUGCGGGCCAAGCCCACCGUGCGCAAGGAGCGCGUGGUGCGGCCCGACUCGGAGCUGGGCGAGCGGCCGGCCGAGGACAACCAGAGCUUCCAGUACGACCACGAGGCCUUCCUGGGCAAAGAGGACUCCAAGACCUUCGACCAGCUCACCUCGGAGGAGAGCAAGGAGAGGCUGGGGAAGAUUGUUGAUCGAAUUGACAGUGAUGGGGACGGCUUUGUUACUACUGAGGAACUGAAAACUUGGAUCAAGCGAGUUCAGAGAAGAUACAUCUAUGAUAAUGUCGCUAAAGUCUGGAAGGAUUACGAUCGGGACAAAGAUGACAAAAUUUCCUGGGAAGAAUACAAACAAGCCACCUAUGGUUACUACCUAGGAAACCCUGAAGAGUUUCAAGAUACUUCAGAUCAUUACACCUUUAAAAAGAUGCUGCCACGUGAUGAGAGAAGGUUCAAGGCUGCAGACCUCGAUGGUGAUCAGAUAGCCACUCGGGAGGAGUUCACCGCCUUUUUGCACCCUGAGGAGUUUGAGCAUAUGAAGGAAAUUGUGGUUUUGGAAACUCUGGAGGACAUCGACAAGAAUGGGGAUGGGUUUCUGGAUCAAGACGAGUAUAUUGCGGAUAUGUUUUCCCAUGAGGAGAACGGCCCUGAGCCAGACUGGGUUGUGUCAGAACGGGAGCAGUUUAAUGAGUUCCGGGAUCUGAACAAGGAUGGGAAGUUGGACAAAGAUGAGAUUCGUCACUGGAUCCUGCCUCAAGAUUAUGACCAUGCUCAGGCCGAGGCCAGGCACCUGGUGUAUGAGUCAGACAAAAACAAGGAUGAAAAGCUAACUAAAGAGGAGAUAUUAGAGAACUGGAACAUGUUCGUUGGAAGCCAAGCUACCAAUUACGGGGAAGAUCUCACAAAAAAUCAUGAUGAGCUUUGAUACUUACAGCAGACUGUUAGAGGCUUUCUUUUCAUGUCCUGGAUGGUUGCUACAGUUCUCAUUUACAAAAAAAGCAAAUUUAUAACCCCAGAUUGGGGUUAAAAUUGUUUUUCAUUCAGUAUUUACUGGAAAAUCAUUAUUGCUAUUCUUUCAGUAAGACUUCUCCAAACACAUUAAAACCUGGGUAAAUUGCAAUGCUGUAUGGGGAUACUUGCUAAAACACGAUUUUUCAGCUUUUUCCAUUAAGCGUAGACUAAAGGGGAAGACAGUUUGAAAGAGCCCCUAUAUUCAGAAGUUGGGUGGGUUGGGAGCAAUAUAUGAAGCGACUGCUAUGUAUUUUAACUGCACAUUUCUUGCAUUUGCCACUGUUGAACGGCCAGUGAGAGAAAGUUCUGAUGGAACUACGGUGGUGUCCUCCUGUGUAGGCUUAUUUCACAGCACGUCUAAUAUACCAGAUUCCUUCCUCUCGAUUUUGUACUCUGAGCUGUCACUGUAAAUGGUAUAUAAAACCUCCGUGCAUUUUUCUGCACAGACCUGCUAAUGUGCACAACAGAUCCCUAUCUUUGUGUUUUUUGUUUUUACAUUAAGAAGCAAUCACGAAAGAUAAUGUGAAAAAGAAAGGAAUUUUAGAGGUAGGGAAACAUGAAUGUCAGGCAUUCGAAGAGCUAUAGGAAAAUGAUAAACACUUUAUUAUACUUGAGAACAUUUUCUUGACAUGUAAAUGAGGUAGGUCUGAUCUUUGAAGAAGUGAAUAGAACUACAACCCAUUUCCUCGCUGCUCACCAAUAGGAAGGAGGCAGUGGGAUCCCCAGGAAGUGCGGCUUCUGGAGCUCUGGAGUCUGCGCCGUCUGGUCCAGGUGAAUCCGCGACCCAUGGAUCUGCCCCUGGGACUCUACACCGUGCAAUUAGGACAUGGUGAUGCUCCAAGCCAUUGGCUGAACUUGUAGAAACAACUUUUACUGGUUGAAAUUUCACCUUAUAAGUAGAAAGUGAACAAAAUAAAGGAUCCCGCUGAGGAUUUUCUACUGUG
Molecule: messenger RNA, 2304 nt
Organism: Hyaena hyaena (striped hyena)
Lineage: Eukaryota; Metazoa; Chordata; Mammalia; Carnivora; Hyaenidae
Gene: RCN1
Product: reticulocalbin 1
Exons: 6
Coding region: 279-1274 (331 amino acids)
Cellular component (GO): endoplasmic reticulum
Molecular function (GO): calcium ion binding
Source: RefSeq, a predicted model, not a curated record